UCUCCUUUUGCUCAAGUUUGCCUUAUUUUGAAUAUAAUCAUCAAUAUCUUCAGCUUUCCUUUCACUGCUGUCCUGAAUGCGUUGGUGAUGAUCGCCGUGAAAACGAAACGACGGCUGAGGGCCCACAAGUCCAAUAUCGCGAUCGCUCUGCUUGCUACCACUGAUUUUGUUGCUGGAAGUUUUGCUCAGCCCGUGUUCAUCGCUUGGCUGAUAUCAAUCUUAGUCAACUAUUACAGUGAUUUAUGCCCAUUUAUGGCGUUACGCUUUCUGAUAAACAUGCUCGUUGGCGUGUCGAUUCUUCAUCUGUUGCUGAUAAGUGGAGAAAGGUAUUUAGCCAUCAAGCAUCCAUUUGCGCACAUCUCUCUUGUCAAAGAAAGUAAUCUGCUCAUUGCCUCUGCCCUGGCUUGGCUGUUGCCCCUCAUUCUUAACGUUUAUUUUUCCUCUGUUGAAAAUACGACAGUGUUUGUUAUGAUCGAUAAUACAAUAACGUUUCUAUCUAUUGCCUGCAUAGCUUACUGUCAUUUUUCAGUUUACCUUGAAACUCGAAGACAUCGGCGACAAAUUGCAGAUCAGCAAGUUACACAAGAAACAAGGAAACAAUUAUUAAAAGAUAAAAGGGCCUUUAAAGCUACAUCUCUAAUUGUUGCGGCGAUACUUCUGUGCUCUUUACCAAUGAUCGUUAUUAAAAUAGUGAUAACUAGGUUUCCAAGUCUAAUACCUUUAGAAGAGAGAUAUAUGUUUUUCCUUUCAAUCACUUCGAUGAACUUGUUAAACUCUUUUAUUAAUCCAAUUAUUUACGCUGUCCGAUUAAGGAAGUUUCGCGUCGCUUUUAUCGACAUUAUAACUUGUGGAACUACAACUCUCGUUGAAGAGAAAGAAAAUGAAAUGCGAAUCGCUAGGCCUCCGGAGAACGAAGAGCUGAGGCUUGAAGAAAGGUAGUAAUUUAAUCUAUUGUCGGAUAAACAAAUAAAAGUGCGCUGAAACCCAAAGAAAUCAUCACUUUGUAAAGUGUUAAUUUUACUACAAGACCAAUUGUCCUAGCUAGAACAACGCAGUUGAAUGUGUAACAACUUAAAAAUUACUCGGUAUUAUUAUCAGUAAUUAAUGAUUUACAAUGGAACGAGCAUAUUGAUUACACAUCGAAAAAAGCUUCGAAACGCCUGUAUUCCCUGAGGAUUCUUAAAAAAGUGGAUAUUAGUAGAGAGAGAAUUCUCAAAGUUUACUUGACAACAAUAAUACCUAUACUGGAAUAUGACGUGCAAGUCUGGAAAGAUAUUCCUGAAUUUCUUUCAAAUAAGCUGGAGUUAAUUCAAUUAAUACUACCAACCUUGGCAACUUGAAAGAAAGACGAACUCAGCUCUGCUGUAAAUAUAUUCAGAAGGUGACUCAAAAUGACCACCCAAUUAACUUUCUUAAGCCGAGAACAGCAACUGGUGGUCAUAGUUACAACUUGCGGACCAGCGACAACAAUAGAAAUAUUGUUUGCGCUGAUAGGAGUCGUUGCCGGACCCAGCGUUCAGGUUCCUUUAUUUCAUUCGCUAGUAAAUAUGUGAAUUUGUAAAUAGUUAUAUAUGUUAUAAUAUAUUUUUAUUGUUUGUGUAGUAGUAGUGUUAAUUAUUUGCUGAUUGUUACUUUAUAGCCCUUUAAUUCAGUUAAUUCUGCAAUGUGGCAAAUAAACGGGUAUAUUUAUUUUUUUAUUACUAUUAUCAUAAAUCUAUCGCCAUCUACUUGACCAAUUUACCAUCCUGAAGAAAUGCCGUGGAAAGCUGGAUUGCUAAAUUUACGAAAUGCUCUUUAUCAAAGAAAAGAAACCUAAAAUGAACACCCUGGAAAUCUGACUCUAGCACACUAAAACUAUUAAGCUGAUAAUUAGCUCCUUUUACACUUCAUAUUGUAUUUUUCUCUUUUAACCACAUGCAACUAAACUUUCGCACGCAACUCCCUAUAUAAUCCACAGAAUCAAGAACUACACGAAUUUAAAAAUGAUGACAUGGAGUCAUCGAAACGUCAUUCAUUGCUAUCGCUUAUUUUUAUUCUCAACUGUUUUUAUAAAACCUCCGUUAUUAGAAAACGAUUUUACGAGGAGAAAUUAAGGAUGCAAAAAUGAGCAGUUUUUCAUCUGAUUUCUAAACACUCAUUAAACAUUAAUUUCCUCUGUAUUUUCUUUACGAAUUAUUAAUGAGCUUGAGUAGUGCACUUAAAUCAAGUGCUUACUUGAAACUAACUAAGCUUCUGGUGUAAAGCCAAGUAUCGAUCAACCUCGUUUCCAGGAGCGGCAGCCUAGCUGUUUAUUCCCUCCGAGAUGUAAAUAAUUCUUCAUAUGAUACGAAAGCCGAAUUCAAUAACUGUUUUAUUAUUCAUUCCAAAUACCUCCUAGUUUAAAAACAUAACUAAAACAUGCUUACCUCCAUCGAUUUUAAGUUCAUCUUCGAUGGUGCACGUUUAGGGUUGGUUGCUCAGCUACGGAAAUAUUCUCCAAAUAGCAGGUGUCGCCCUUCGAGUUGUCUUCUUGCUAUUUUUGCCAUGUUUUGAGCUAUUAUUUCGCCUAGUUCUUACUCUUGAAACGAGUGAAAUGUCCGCCAUUUUUGUUUUGACAACCAAAACAACUCAACCUCGUCCCCUAGUCUUCUCGGUUAACGUUGCAUGAACCUGCAAGGAAGCUGCACUUUUGACGUCAUCGGUUGAUUAAUCGCAAAAUUCUUCCAAAUUUGGUCAUCAGUAGCUUGUUAUGGUGAAUUAUGAGUCUGUCUUUAGGCAAUCAGAAUUGGGUCGGGAAAUAUUUUGAACGAAUAAUAAUUAUAAAUCAUUUGUGUUAGUUCCCUUCUUGAACUCUUAGCCCAGCGCUGGGAGGCCUGAUGUCUCGCAUUUCGUUUUCUUCAGCUUCAACGAGAUUUGUGGUUCCACAUGCAAGUUGUUGUUGAUAAAAGCUACGCGGAACUCCCUUAAUCGGACAUUAGAUUAAUAAAAGAGUUAAACAAACUCAUCGCCAUGACUGGAAAGAAAAGCACAUGUUUCUGUUCCAAUGAUAGUAGACUUGGAAACAUAGUUGUCACUAGUCUAACAAGAGUCGUUGGUAAAGAGCACAGCAGUAUCAUGGCUAUAGACAGAGAUGUAACCUUAAAGGCCCUUUGAUCCUAUAAAAACUUUUUCCUUGUCUCUUGUGUGAACUUGGUGAUCUGCACUUUGUUUUAAAUUUAAAAUGGAAGUAAGCUAUGCAGGCAACUUGUAAUAAAAAGACAGAAUUAUCGACAAGAACAAACGCAGUCAUAUUUUCAGUAAUGAAAAAAUAUAAACGUUAACUACGAAUGACAACAGCCAAGCUACGCUUAAAGUUUACAAUGUCAGGUGCAUUUCUGAUGUUUUUGUCUAGAUUAUUUCAGAGAGUGAUAACACACUCGCUGCUUACCCCAAUUUUUGGUAGCAUGGGUUAGUCUAAGCAUGUCACUAUAUCUUGUGCUAUAAUUAUAUCCGGGCGGGGGAUUCCGAUAUAAAAGUGAGGGGAUGCUUGUCGGAAAAUUGAAAUUGAACCACUAAGGGAGACCAUUGUGAGUGUUGGCUCAAGCUUAAACAGACUCCGAAGGGAGAUUUCUGUUUGGUUACUGUCGGGGCAUUUUUUGUGAAUUUCGUUAUGCACAGUACUAUAAGCGAUACCUGAAUGGGCAAAUAUAGUGACUGUCCACUCCAAACACCCUAAGUGAGACCAAAAUCUACAAUUCAGGACACCCCAAAGUGGGACGACGAGCAUCUCCGUCACUUUUAUAUGGGAGUCCCCCCGCGUAAUUAUGAACGUCCCUGUUUGCUGGCAGCUCCAUAGUGUGAUCCGUAAGGCCAUUAAAACACUUGUAAACGUAUAAACAACCAUUAUAAAAUCGACCGUUGUUAUGAGGUUGAGCCAGUUUAAAGUUACUAGGGGAUCAGUAGCUAACGAAUAAAGACCUAUAAAGUAGCCUGUUUAGGUUAAUUUUCGCGAACUUGUUCUGCAAAACCUGCAGGUCAUUCAUAAGAGUUACAUUGUUUUUGUCACCCCACACCAAAUCAGCAUGAUCAUGAACUGCUAAAACAAGACUGCUAUAGAAAAGUUGGCGAGCGGUAAAGGGUAACAAAUGCUUGAUCCUACGGGUAAACGACCGAGCCGUUGAUUAACUUAAGAAAUUACAUACCCUUGAUGAUCUGACCUUGUGAAGUCUGGGGCCAGCAUAACCUCUAAAUAAUUUAACCUAUUUACUUUAUCUAUUCACAAAAAAAAAUAGAUAGGGGCAAUGAGGAAAUAUUAACUAAGUUUUCUAUUGCUUCUGAUUUACGUGGAUUUGGUCUUUGAAAGGUUCAAUGCAAUUUUGUUCGCUUAUAGCCGCAUUUUUAAGUUGUAGAGAUCUGCAUUCAACUUGCUCUCCAGCUGUUGAGGUUCUUUUGCGAAGCAUUAAAGAAAAGUAUCGUCAGCAUACAAUGAUACCUCGGAGUAUUCAAUAGCAGCAGGUAGCUCGUCGAUAUACAUAAGGAAGAAUAACGGUCCCAAGAUGUUUCCUUGUGGAACCCCGAAGGUAACGGGAAGAGCUUCGGAUAAUUCAUUCUCGCAAGGGGUUUCGGCUGUUUCUGAUUAGUCAACUACGGAGAAAAAAAACACUCUAAUGACCGGCGGGAGACUCCAACUGAUGACAAUUUGGACAUCAAGAUCUCAUGAUCGAUUGUCUCGAACGCCCUUGUAAGCUGAUCCAGAUAUACAGCACCACAAAUGUUCCCUCUUUCAAUGUUUAGUAAAACUUCAUUUAAAAGCAAAUUAUUUGAAUGCUGAGGUUUUCAUACAGCAGGAAGUGGAUUACCCUGGGAGUAGAUCGGAAAACUCAGCAUUAACAGCUGGAAAAGGAUUCUUGGCAGCAGUAAGAGGUAACUCACAAGCGGGAGGAGGGAGGAUGGAAUUGGCUCCGGCCUCACGGAAACCGCGGGAGAAGCAGAAAACGACUGGCUUUGUAACUCGUUCAACUCGUUGUCACGCAGAUCAACAGAAGACUCAAGGGCCAGACGAGAGGACGGAGGAAGCGAAGCCCACGCAGCACGCUUCAUAAAGAAAUCAACAUAGGCAUAGAAAAUAUUAUUAAUUCAAAAUUCUCGGCUUGGUUCAGCGCUUGGUUUUUUGUUAUUUUUGAACUUAAAUCAAAUCAUUUAUAUCCACUUGAUAUGCGUAACGUUUGCGAAUAGUGAUUGUGAUUUGAAUGACUGGCAGUAAAGUCAAUUAAGCUAAAAGCUAGCUUAGUGUUUUCAAGUAGUUUCAAGAAAGGCUUUGUUCGUUGCAUUUUACAACAGUUUAUCGGCUAAGAUAUUACUUGCCAAAUUAAUGAUGGAACUGGAGUAGGCGAUGUAGAGUGAUUUGCUCAUGACUCGAGUAAUAUUUUUCUUUUGAUCUAAUUUUUUUUACUUUCUUGUCUUAAAGGAGACCUUAAAGAGCAGGACGAGAAAAAAAUCAGUUAUAGAAAAAGGAUAUUCGAGUCUUCCCCCAAAACAGUGUACAUCACUUGGAGAAUAUAUUUUUUUAACAUUUAUUUUAUUUGAUUUUAUUAUUAUUUUACCAAAAUUAUGAAAUAACAUAUACUGGCAUCGGCAAAACAAUUUAACUAAACACAUUCAAUUUCUUUGUAACAUUGAAAAUAAUCUUUAAAUAGGAUAAAAAUAUAGAUAAGACUAGACGUCCAAAUGCAAAAAAAAAAAGUGACACCGAAAGAAAAAUAAAAAAAACGAAAGAAGCGAAAAAUUACACACAAGCAUUAAGAGAAAAAGGAAGUGAAAAUUUCCUCACAUUUGUCCUGCAGUAGGGCAAACGGAAGGAAUUCCUACAUGUAACUUCUUGUGACGUAUGAAUGCACGUCACAGUAUCACCUAUUCGAUAAAUCGGUUCCCUUAAGUUUGAGUUUCUUUCACUGGAAAUAUCGUAGUCAGGAAAUUGUUGACAAAAUGCAACGUAGAUUUUGAAAUUUUUUGAAACACGCUGAAUUAACAUUUAGCUUAAUUGACUAAAUUGCCAGUCAUUUUAAACAUAAUUACUUUUCGUAAACGUUGCUUAGAAGUGAAUAUAGGUAAUUUAAGUGAUUGAAACUCAAACUUAACAGCGCUUUUAAAUUAUUGAUGUUUUAUAAGGGGAUUUAAACAGCUGUUUGGGUUUCUUUUCUCCUUUUCCUUUUCCCUUUUUUCCAAAAAAAAAGCUAAAAGGUGAAAAAAAUAUUUUCGCGGCUAUUCCUUGCCGACGGAACUCGGAUAGAAAACCAUUCUAAACCACACAUCAAGUUUUUGUAGUUAAGGUAGAUUUUUUGUUAAUGAUGAUGGCAUACGGAAAUUCACUAAAAGAAACUGUUUUCUAAAAAGCCCUUAACACAUAGUUCAAACACUAAAAAUUUAUGCGUAAAAAACAAAAUCAUGGCAAACACUCAGACAACGAUAAGUGCAUGUGACACGACCAUCUUAAAACAAAGAGUAAAAGGUCAACAGAGAGAAUAUUAGUUUGGUGAACAGUUCUCAACCCACCAACUGAAUUCAGGUAAAUCUGAGAAGCCGUCCGGCAUGAACGCAAGUGAAUUGAUGCACCACGAAUGUCGGAUGUAUGUUAUCUUAGGAGGAAGACUAGAAAAAGCUUCUCCUUUUGCUCAAGUUUGCCUUAUUUUGAAUAUAAUCAUCAACGUCUUCUCCUUUCCUUUCACUGCUGUCCUGAAUGCGUUGGUGAUAAUCGCCGUAAAAUGUAAACGACGACUGAGGGCCCACAAGUCCAAUAUCGCGAUCGCUCUGCUUGCUACCACUGAUUUUAUGGCUGCAAGUUUUGCUCAGCCUGUGUUCAUCGCUUGGCUGAUAUCAAUCUUAGUCAACUAUUACAGUGAUUUAUGCCCAUUUAUGGCGUUGCGCUUUCUGAUAAACAUGCUCGUCGGCGUGUCGAUUCUUCAUCUGUUGCUGAUAAGUGGGGAAAGGUAUUUAGCCAUCAAGCAUCCAUUUGCGCACAUCUCUCUUGUCAAAGAAAGUAAUCUGCUCAUUGCCUCUGCCCUGGCUUGGCUGUUGCCCCUCAUUCUUAACGUUUGUUUUCCCCUUGUUGAAAAUACUACUGCGUUUGUUAUGAUCGAUAAUACAAUAAUGUUACUAUCUGUUGCCUGCAUAGCUUACUGUCAUUUUUCAGUUUACCUUGAAACUCGAAGACAUCGGCGACAAAUUGCAGAUCAGCAAGUUACACAAGAAACGAGGAAACAAUUAUUAAAAGAUAAAAGGGCCUUUAAAGUUACAUCUCUGAUUGUUGCGGCGAUACUUCUGUGCUCUUUACCAAUGAUCGUUAUUAAAAUAAUGAUAACUAGGUUUCCAAGCCUAGUUCCUUUAGAACAGAAAUAUAUGCUUUUCCUUUCAAUAACUUCGAUAAACUUGUUAAACUCUUUUAUUAAUCCAAUUAUUUACGCUGUCCGAUUAAGGAAGUUUCGCGUCGCUUUUAUCGACAUUAUAACUUGUGGAACUACAACUCUCGUUGAAGAGGAAGAAAAUGAAAUGCGAAUC
Porites evermanni is the source of this 7512-nucleotide messenger RNA. The record is from the annotation of a GenBank genome assembly. Lineage: Eukaryota; Metazoa; Cnidaria; Anthozoa; Scleractinia; Poritidae.